This is a messenger RNA of Penicillium cataractarum, 2412 nucleotides long. RefSeq names its product small subunit rRNA maturation protein TSR1. The transcript has 2 exons. Gene Ontology annotation, biological process: ribosome biogenesis; endonucleolytic cleavage of tricistronic rRNA transcript (SSU-rRNA, 5.8S rRNA, LSU-rRNA); maturation of SSU-rRNA from tricistronic rRNA transcript (SSU-rRNA, 5.8S rRNA, LSU-rRNA). Gene Ontology annotation, cellular component: nucleus; preribosome, small subunit precursor. Gene Ontology annotation, molecular function: U3 snoRNA binding; GTPase activity; GTP binding. NCBI's taxonomy places the organism in Eukaryota, Fungi, Ascomycota, Eurotiomycetes, Eurotiales, Aspergillaceae. The record is from RefSeq and is a predicted model, not a curated record. The coding region runs from base 1 to 2412 and encodes 803 amino acids.
AUGGCGCCCACCCAGGUGCACCACCAUCGGUCUACCACCAAGGUUUCCCACAAGCCUUUCAAGACCAAGCAUGCCUCCAAGAGCGCUUUGAAGGAGAAGGCAAAGGGCAAGGUCGAGAUCGAGCGGGGCAGUCGCAAAACCCCCCACCAACAGUUAAAGUCGAAACUCGACCGCCGCAACCAAGCCCGUCAGAGGCAGCAAUUGAAGCAUCAAGAGAAGGCUCAGGCUGCAAGUAUUUUCGCUGGCCAGAAUGGAGCCCCCCGUCACGUCGCCAUUGUUCCACUUUCCGCCGAUAUUGAUACCGAUGCCGCAAUCCGUGCGCUGAACGAAAGUGUCGAUAUUACUAGCGAGAUUACCGCGGAGGGACCUACCCGUGUGCGCGUCGAUCGAUUCCGCCAGAGCCUCCAAUACAUCAAGUCCAAAUUCGACCUUGUAAAUGCUAUGGAUGUCUGCCGCAUGGCUGACUUUGUGGUACUGGUCUUGUCUGCCGAAGUCGAGGUUGAGGAGGAAGGCGAGCUGCUGCUGCGUUCUAUCGAGAGCCAGGGUAUCUCCAACGUCGUGACUGUUGUCCAGGGUCUGGACCAGGUCAACCCCGUCAAAAGACGCCCCCAGGUGGCUUCUUCUCUGAAGUCUUUCAUCAACCACUUUUUCCCCACAGUGGAGAAGGUCAUGUCCCUCGAUUCCCGCCAGGAGUGCUCCAACGCCAUCCGAUCUCUUUGCACUGCCACCCCUAAGGGUGUCCGCUGGCGUGAUGAGCGUAGCUGGAUGUUCAUUGAGGACGUCCAGUGGCCCAAUGCCAGCGAGGAGGUCGUGGAUGAUGUCGUUAUUACUGGUGUUGUCCGUGGAAAGGGCCUGAAGGCCGACCGCAUCGCUCAUAUCCCUGGCUGGGGUGACUUCCAGAUCGACUCCAUCACUGCAGCUCCUUUGGCAGCGACCAAGAGCAAGCGUGAUGAUGCUAUGAAUGUCGAUGCCACUGACGGUACACAGAUCCUGGAAACCCCUACUGCCGACCAGGAUGAUAUGGCAAUUGUGGCCCCCGAGGAAAUCGAGAUGAUGGACGACGAUAUGGUUUCCGUGGCCGAGACUGAAAAGAAGGGUGUUUUGCUCGAUGACCACCACUACUUCUCUGACGACGAUUCACACAUUCCCUCCAAGCCCAAGCGAUUGCCGAAGGGUACCUCCGAGUAUCAGUCUGCUUGGUACCUUGAGGAUGUUUCAGAUUCUGGAUCUGACAUUGUUGAUGAGGAUGAUGAUGAGGAUAUGGAAAUGGAUGUCUCUGGUGCUCCCGAGGACGGUUUCUUUGCAGACAAGGAAGAUGCCAUGACAGAGGGCGGCCCCUCAGAGUAUCCUCAGUCCGAGAUGUUCAUGGAUCCAUCCCCAGAGGAUGAGGCCCAAGAGCUGGCGGAGUACCGCAAGAGCCGCCGUUCCGAGGCCGAGGAUGACCUUGAGUUCCCCGACGAAAUUGAACUGCACCCCAAUGUGCUUGCCCGAGAGCGCUUGGCCCGCUUCCGAGGCUUGAAGAACAUGAAGAUCAGUCCGUGGGAGACGUCCGAAGAUCGUCCAUACGAGCCUGAAGAUUGGCGCCGACUCCUACAGUUCGGCGACUACAAGGGUACCAAGAACCGCAUCAUCCGCGAAGCCCUCGUUGGCGGUGUCAACCCCGGCGUGCGUGUGGAGGUGCAUCUUCGUGCUGUUCCCUCCCUGCUCCGUCACAAGGCUCAGCCUCUCGCUCUGUUCUCUCUCUUGCGCCACGAGCACAAGCACACCGUGGUCAACGUCAACAUGACCUUGAGCUCCAGCAUUGAGAAGCCUGUCAAGUCCAAGGAAGAGAUUAUCGUGCAGAUUGGUGCCCGCCGCAUGGUUGUUAACCCCAUCUUCUCUGCCGGCGACAACACCCCCAACAACGUUCACAAGUUCGACCGUUUCCUUCACCCCGGCCGCAGCGCGGUCGCUACCUGGAUUGGACCCAUGACCUGGGGUGCCGUCCCGGUUCUCGUCUUCAGGAAGAAGCAAGUGGAGGAGGACCCAGAGGAACUCGACUCAGCCGAUGCCCAACCGGAGGCGCUGUCUAUGGAUGGUCUGGAGCUUAUUGGUACCGGCACGGUCAUCGCUCCCGACCCGAACCGUGUUAUCGCCAAGCGCGCAAUUCUCACUGGACACCCGUACAAGAUUCACAAGAAGGUCGUCACCGUUCGGUACAUGUUCUUCAACUCGGAGGACAUCCAGUGGUUCAAGGCACUUCAGCUCUGGACCCGCCGCGGUCGCAGUGGAUACAUCAAGGAGAGCCUGGGUACACACGGUUACUUCAAGGCUACUUUCGAUGCCAAGAUCAACCCUCAGGACUCUAUUGGCAUCAGUCUGUACAAGCGUGUCUUCCCUCGUCGCGCAAAGGCCCUGGAACGGAUUUUCUAA